CCCACUACUUAUCAAGUUACACAUACAAACAGCCUAAUUAAUGCAGGAAGACAAAGGUGAUGAGUCAUUUUCCUUUUCACGGAGUGGUGCCUGAACUUGCUUAGAGAAUUACCUUAAUGUAGUCAUUCUUUUUUCUUUGCUUUAGUUUUAUUUUCCCCUUUUACAUUUGAACUAGAUUUGAAUUGUCGAAAUGUGUACUGGAAAAUGUUCUCGUUUUAUUGGCCUGGUAUUGAUACCAAUGGCACUAACCUGUAUAAUUGCCAAUGUUCUCCUGAUUUUUCCUAAUGCUGAUGGGCAAUGGACUAAACAUAUUACCACUGAAGUAUGGCUAAUGGGAGGCAUUGCUGGAGGAGGAGUAUUUAUGCUUUGCCCUGGGUUAUCUGCAGUGCGAGCAGGUGGGAAGGGCUGCUGUGGUACUGGAUGCUGUGGAAACCGAUGUCGAAUGCUGCGUUCUGUGUUGUGCUCGGUUGUGGGAAUCCUUGGUGCAUUCUACUGUUUCAUGGUCUCUCUCUUUGGUCUCAUUGAUGGCCCUUUAUGCGAGACAGCUAAUGAUAAAUGGGAAAAACCAUUUGUCGAUCUGCGAAAAAAUGAGAGCUACCUCUUUCACAAGGAAGACUGGUCUAAGUGCCUUCGGCCCCCCAAUAUUGUCUUGUGGAACAUUGUCUUGUUCUCAAUAAUGCUGGGAAUGAGUAUUCUGGAAGCUGUAUUCUGCGCCUUUCAAAUCAUUAAUGGCUGUAUAGGUGUCUUCUGUGGUGACUGUAGAAAAGAAGGCAAAAGCAAAUCAAAAGAUAAUGAUGAAGGUCUGUAAACAGUACUCUGAUAUACUCUACUACAAUGAAGUAAAAACUUUAAGGACCAUCAUCACCUUUUUGGAGCCAUCAAGUCAUCCACGUGCUACAUUUUGGUUUUCUUCAAAUUGCUUUCUUAAUGUGCAGUACUUACAUAAAAUAAUUCCUUGGUGUGCUAAAGUGGAAUGCAAUAAAUACUGCAUAUUUUA
Protopterus annectens (West African lungfish) is the source of this 997-nucleotide messenger RNA. RefSeq names its product transmembrane 4 L six family member 5 (gene TM4SF5). Gene Ontology annotation, cellular component: membrane. NCBI's taxonomy places the organism in Eukaryota, Metazoa, Chordata, Ceratodontiformes, Protopteridae. The transcript is spliced from 5 exons. The record is from RefSeq and is a predicted model, not a curated record. Bases 191 to 808 code for a protein of 205 amino acids.